AGAGGGGGGAAUAACGUAACAAAAACAAGAAAAAGGGAUUCGAGAAGCGCUAGACUGACAUGGAAUAAGGAAACACAAUGGCAAACAACAGAAACAGAGCCAAGAGCGACCUUACAAUGGCGGCCCUCUGCCCCAAUAUGAGUUCCAGAUAGCAUCUCAAUCUCCAGUUCUCCCGUGUAAACCCUAAUAUUGCAUCCUGUAUCAUUCGACUUUUACAUAUUUGUAAGGUACGACAUUUGAGAGUGCAAUGGAGGCAUUGACUGAGCUAUGCGACCUGGUGGCACAGAACCCGACGCAAUUCGCCGAUAAACUGGCCUGGAUUUGCGGGAGAUGCCCGCCAUCGGAGUCUCUCCAUUCCCGAUCCCCUAGGGUUUCGCGCUCGCAGCUCAAUGCGGUGCUCGCCGUCGCCCGAUUUCUCUCCAAAUGCCGCGAUCCCCCGGAUCACCAUCCUAACUCCCUCAUCCUUGACUUUCUCCUCUCGAUUCCGGAUUCAUUUCAACGUUCGUUCUGGCCACAGUCGUUUAGUAGCGAUUCUAUCACGGAAUUUUUCGUAGAAUUCUUGGGAUACGUAUCAAAAGCAGCAGAACUAUCACCUGAUUUCGCUGAGGAUAUUGCCGGCUUUGCUGGGGAGGUUGUGAUGGCGGCCAUUAAUUAUGCUGGUGAAGAUUUAACGAUUUCUAGGGUGUUUUUAUCAGCUCUCUCGCAGAAUUCCCUGCCAGUUUUACCGGAAGAUGCAGAUAGAUUGGUGGCCUGUCUUCUGGAUCAAUGCUCUGUUUCAGUGCCGCCCUCGCCUAGAGACCAGAUUGCUGUAAACUCUGAAACGUCCUCGUGUCAGAGCUCUCCACUUCCCAAUGAGAGUGCCAGUCCCAUAAACGAGGUGAGCCAGUCAAGCGGGUCGUCAAAGGGGUCUUCUGUGUCUAAUGGCGGUAGCAUUUUGUGGAAGACUGGAGGGGAUGCAAGUUUUGGUUUUAACGGCGGGGCAGGUGAAGUUGGCGGGGUUUUGUUACGUCAGCAGAUUGCGUCGUUUGAGGAGGAGUCUGUGGAGAACUUGGGAAAACAGGAGUUAGCUUUUAAAUUGAUUGCACACAUAUUGGAUAAAGUAAGAAUUGAUCCCCAACUUUUGGACCAAGUGAGAUUAAUUGUGAAGAAGCAGCUGCAGUCGAUGCCUCCUUUUCUAAGGGUAAAUAUAAGGAAGCGAGACUGGAAUGAACAAGGGCCACUUCUUAAAUCUAGAAUCAAUGCAAAACUAGCAGUUAGUCAGGCUGCAGCCAAAAUGAAAAUCAAAUGUCUUGCAUCCCUUGAAGUAGAUGCUAGAACUUCCAAGAGGUUGGUGCUUGAGACUCUUGCAUUGUUGAUAGAUGUUGCGGAGGCUUGUUUGUUCUCGGGCUGGCGGAAGUUGAGAAUUUGCGAAGAGCUCUUCCGUUCUCUACUCUCAGGGAGUGCAAAAAUUGCUGUCAGUAGAGGAGGUGAACCCCUGCGCAUUUUCCUCAUUCACCUCAAACGUCUUGUGCUAACUUCAUGUUUACCGGCUGAUACAUGGGGUAGCAGCCAGGAGGCCAUGUUUGAGAGUGUCUUGGAUACGUGUUGUGAGAUAGUUGUUUCUGGCUGGACCAGGGACCGAGCCCCACUGGUUACCUUUAUCAAUGGACUAGCUAGUGGUAUUCGUGAACGAAAUGAUUAUGAGGAACAGGUGGAUAAGGAGAAACAGGCAGUUCAGUUUAUGCAGCGUAAUCUUAUCCGUCUGCUUGCUGAACUGAAUGUUGUUGUCAAGAAGCCAGAAGUGGUAGACAUGAUACUGCCACCUUUUAUUGAAAGCUUGGAAGAGGGCGAUGCUUCAAUUCCUAGUUUAUUGCGACUGCGACUUCUUGAUGCUGUAUCUCGUGUGGCAAGUUUAGGAUUUGAGAAGUCAUAUCGUGAAACUGUUGUUCUUAUGACAAGAAAUUAUUUGAGUAGACUAUCCACUGUAGGUUCUGCUGAAAGCAAAACAUUGGCACCAGAAGCCACUAGUGAACGAGUUGAGACACUUCCUGCAGGAUUUCUUCUGAUUGCUAGUGGCCUAACAUGUCCCAAGUUGCGUUCAGACUAUCGUCAGCGUUUAUUGUCUUUGUGCUCAGAUGUAGGCCUGGCUGCUGAGUCAAAAAGUGGAAGAUGUGGGGCGGAUUUUCUGGGACCUCUUCUUCCUGCUGUUGCUGAAAUAUGUUCUGAUUUCAACCCUACUGUAAAUGUGGACUCAUUACUUCAGAAAUUAUUUCGCAACUUGUGGUUCUAUAUUGCGCUUUUUGGCCUAGCACCUCCUAUACAAAAGGUCCAGCCAUCAGCAAAGGCUAUAUCUUCUAACCUAAACAGUAUUGGAAGCAUGGGAACCAUUUCUCUCCAAGCAGUGGGUGGGCCUUACAUGUGGAAUACACAGUGGUCUUCUGCUGUCCAGCGUAUAGCACAAGGGACGCCUCCUCUUGUUGUCAGCACAGUAAAAUGGCUUGAAGAUGAGUUGGAACUCAAUGCACUUCACAACCCUGGCAGUCGUCGAGCUAGUGGUAAUGAGAAAGCUGCUUUAGCCCAAAAAGCUGCGCUUUCUGCCGCUCUUGGAGGGAAAGUAGAUGUUGCAGCAAUGACCACAAUUUCAGGAGUGAAAGCAACUUAUCUUCUUGCUGUAGCUUUUCUGGAGAUAAUACGUUUCAGCAGCAACGGUGGCAUCCUCAAUGGUGAUACUAGUGUGACGGAUUCUAGGAGUGCCUUCAGUUGCGUUUUUGAGUACCUGAAAACUUCAGAUCUUACACCUGCUGUCUUACAUUGUUUGACAGCUAUCGUCCAUAGGUCGUUUGAAACAGCUGUACUGUGGCUGGAGGAUCGAAUAACUGAAACUGGUAAUGAAGCUGAGGUCAGAGAAUCAACUUUGUUUGCACAUGCUUGUUUCCUCAUAAAAAGUAUGUUACAUAGGCAGGAUCUCAUCAGGGAAACCGCUGUGAACUUGCUGACUCAGCUUAGAAGCAGGUUUCCUCAGGUACAGUCUUUUUGCCAAUUUUGUGCUCAUUCAGUGAUUAUUUUCUGCUAUUGUACAACUUGCGCAGUACUACUAAAACAAAUGGGAUUUUUUUUUUUGCAGAUUUUGUGGAAUUCUUCUUGUUUAGAUUCCCUACUUUUUUUGGUUCAUAAUGACGUGUCUUCUGCUGUGAUCAACGAUCCGGCUCGCAUAGCAACAAUUCGGCGUUCGUACGAAAGAAUUGUUCGGGAAUGGAUCAUUUUAUCACUUUCAUAUGCACCAUGUACUAGCCAGGGCCUGCUGCAGGAAAAAAUCUGUAAAGCAAACACAUGGCAACGAGCUCCUAAUACAACGGAUGUGGUUUCGUUGUUAUCUGAGAUACGGAAUGGUACUAGUAAGAAUGAUUGUUGGACAGGUACACGAACAGCAAAUAUUCCCGCAGUCAUGGCUGCUGCAGCUGCAGCAUCUGGAGGAAACUUGGAAUUGACCGAAGCCUUCAAUAUGGAGCUGCUGAGUACUGCAAUAGUCAGUGCAACAGUGAAGUGCAACAUUGCUGGACAAAUUGAUGGAAUGAGGAAAGUUUAUGAUAUUCAAUCAAAUGCUACACCAACAGGUUCUGCGAUUGGUAGUGGCAUUCAAAGGCUGAUUUCGGGAGCAUUUUCUCAGCCAACACAGGCUAAGGAUGAUUCAUUUAAUAAGGUGCUACUUAACAAUUUUGUGCGACUUCUUCAACAAUUUGUUUACACUGCAGAGAAAGGUGGGAAAGUGGAUAAGUCACAGUUUCGUGAAACUUGUUCUCAGGCAACUGCAUUACUUCUCUCGGAUCUGGGUUCUGAUUCAAGGUCGAAUAUAGAAGACUUUGCACAACUUCUGCGCCUCCUUUGCUGGUGUCCCGCUUAUAUUUCUACUCCUGAUGCAAUGGAGACUGGCAUUUUCAUUUGGACUUGGUUAGUUUCUGCUGCACCACAACUGGGUUCUAUAGUCCUUGCUGAGCUUGUUGACGCAUGGUUGUGGACAAUUGAUACAAAACGAGGUCUUUUUGCGUCUGAUGUAAAGUACUCUGGACCUGCUGCGAAACUGAGGCCACACCUUGCUCCUGGGGAACCAGAACCUCAACCUGAAUUUGAUCCCGUCGAACAAAUACUUGCUCAUCGAUUAUGGCUUGGGUUUUUCAUGGAUCGCUUUGAGGUAGUCCGGCACAACAGUGUUGAGCAACUUUUGCUCCUUGCUCGUAUGCUACAAGGGACAACAAACUUUCCAUGGAAAUUUUCUCACCAUCCUGGUGCCACCGGUACCUUUUUAACUGUCAUGCUUCUUGGGCUUAAGUUCUGCUCAUGCCAUUCCCAAGGCAACUUGCAGAAAUUUAAAACAGGGCUUCAAUUGCUUGAAGAUCGCAUUUAUCGGGCCUCUUUAGGUUGGUUUGCUUAUGAACCAGGAUGGUGUGACCUAGAUAAUAUGAAUUCUGCUCAGAGUGAGGCUCAAUCUGUAGCCAUAUUUGUCCAUUAUCUAACAAAUGAUCGAGGAGAUACUUCUCAAUCUGAUUCAAAAGGAUGCGGACGUGAGAACGGAAGUUCUUUGGUUGAUGUGAGUGAUCAAUACCACCCUGUAUGGGGCCAGAUGGAGAACUAUGCAUUGGGAAGAGAAAAGCGGAAGCAGCUACUUUUGAUGCUAUGCCAGCACGAGGCUGAUAGGCUUGAAGUUUGGGCACAACCCACUAACACAAAAGAUGUAUCUUCUCGGCCGAAAAUCAGCCUAGAUAAAUGGGUUGAAUAUGCUAGGACUGCCUUCUCCGUGGAUCCAAGAGUUGCUUUAUCCUUGGCCUCGAGGUUUCCUGCCAAUGCUACUUUGAAGGCUGAAUUAACUAUUCUGGUGCAGACACAUAUAUCGGAAAUCCACAGCGUACCUGAAGCUUUGCCCUAUUUUGUCACUCCCAAGGCAGUAGAUGAAAAUUCAGUGCUUUUGCAACAAUUACCGCAUUGGGCUGCUUGUUCAAUUACACAAGCUCUUGAGUUUCUCACUCCUGCAUAUAAGGGUCAUCCACGUGUCAUGGCAUAUGUUCUUAGGGUUCUGGAGUCAUAUCCUCCAGAAUGGGUAACCUUCUUCAUGCCACAGCUUGUGCAGGCUUUGCGAUAUGAUGAAGGGAGGUUGGUAGAAGGAUACUUGCUUAGAGCAGCUAAACGAAGUGAUAUUUUUGCCCAUAUUCUUAUUUGGCAUCUACAGGGUGAGACCGUACCAGAAUCAGGAAAAGAUGCUGGGAUUGGGAAGAAUAGUUCCUUUCAAGAACAAUUGCCAAUUGUUCGACAACGUAUCAUCGAUGGUUUUAGUUAUACGGCCCUUGACUUGUUUAGAAGAGAAUUUGAUUUCUUUGACAAAGUUACAUCUAUAUCCGGGGUACUCUAUCCACUCCCUAAGGAAGAACGUCGAGCUGGUAUCCGCAGAGAGCUGGAGAAAAUUGAAAUGGAGGGAGAGGAUCUCUAUGUACCAACUGCUCCUAACAAGUUGGUCAGAGGAAUUCAGGUGGACAGUGGUAUACCCUUACAAUCUGCAGCAAAAGUUCCUAUCAUGAUCACAUUUGACGUGGUUGAUAAGGAUGGGGACCAUAAUGAUAUAACACCCCAAGCAUGUAUUUUUAAGGUUGGAGAUGAUUGUCGGCAAGAUGUUCUUGCUCUUCAAGUUAUAUCACUUCUUAGAGACAUAUUUGAAGCUGUUGGACUCAAACUCUAUUUGUUUCCUUAUGGUGUGCUCCCGACUGGCCCAGAGAGAGGUAUAGUUGAGGUUGUGCCCAAUGUGCGUAGCAGAAGUCAGAUGGGCGAAACCACAGAUGGUGGUUUAUUUGAGAUCUUUCAGCAGGAUUAUGGGCCGGUUGGCUCUCCCAGCUUUGAAGCCGCGCGUGAGAACUUUAUCAUCAGUAGUGCUGGUUAUGCAGUUGCCAGUCUUUUGCUUCAGCCAAAGGAUAGACACAAUGGGAAUCUUCUUUUUGACAAUGUGGGGAGGCUUGUUCACAUUGAUUUUGGUUUCAUCUUUGAAAUAUCACCUGGCGGAAACAUGCGCUUUGAGAGUGCGCACUUUAAGCUGAGCCAUGAAAUGACUCAAUUACUUGAUCCCUCUGGGGUAACGAAGAGUGAUACCUGGAACCAAUUUGUAAGCUUGUGUGUGAAAGGGUACCUUGCUGCUCGCCGCUAUAUGGAUGGAAUAGUCAACACAGUUUCGCUCAUGCUAGACAGCGGAUUGCCUUGCUUCGGCAGAGGUGACCCAAUUGGAAAUCUUCGAAAGAGAUUUCAUCCUGAGAUGACUGAACGUGAGGCUGCCAACUUCAUGAUUCGUGUUUGCACUGAUGCAUACAACAAGUGGACAACUGCUGGCUAUGAUCUGAUACAAUAUCUGCAGCAGGGAAUCGAGAAGUAGAAUUUUGGAGCUGGCAUUCUAUGUAGAUGAUCACUUGUAAUUGGAAGUCAUUUUCAUUCCUAUAGGUGCGAUAUCUCUUGAAGGUAAAGAUCGUAGAAAAAGGCACAGUGGAGACUUGGCUUCUUUUUGACCGUGGUGGGGUUGCUGCUGGGUUUGUAAAGGUACAGUUUCAUAUCAAUCUACUAGAAAUCCACGGCUCAUUAAAGGUAUAGAUUUGUAGUCAUUGGAAGUACAAUAAUUUGGUGACAUUUUUUUGACAAUGCAACAGUGAACUGUGUUUGUUUGCAAUCACAGUCACCUAUGGUUGAUGCUGCGGCAGGUAUCUUCUGCAAGAGUUGCUGAUACUAGCUGAGAUGUCGCUCUUGUUAUAUGUAUCCGCAGCUCCAACUAUCUAGAUGGUAAGAUCCGACUUUUACGAAGCGGGUCAGUUUAUAAUUUGAUAAUGAUUGGUUAGGUAACUUAUUCUCUUAAAUUGUAUAGUUGAUGCGGUUAAUGAUACUAUCUUGUCUUGGGUUUUUCCUUUGAAUAGAUUAUUUCCUCUGGUUGGAAAAGAUGCAUUACCAAGUUAAACAAUUCGAUCUAAUUAAAGCCCUAGUUGAAAUCUCAAAACA
This is a messenger RNA of Tripterygium wilfordii, 6996 nucleotides long. Its product is annotated as phosphatidylinositol 4-kinase alpha 1-like. Gene Ontology annotation, biological process: phosphatidylinositol phosphate biosynthetic process; phosphatidylinositol-mediated signaling. Bases 248 to 6385 code for a protein of 2045 amino acids. Lineage: Eukaryota; Viridiplantae; Streptophyta; Magnoliopsida; Celastrales; Celastraceae. Gene Ontology annotation, molecular function: 1-phosphatidylinositol 4-kinase activity. The record is from RefSeq and is a predicted model, not a curated record. The transcript is spliced from 26 exons. Gene Ontology annotation, cellular component: cytoplasm; plasma membrane.